Messenger RNA from Naumovozyma dairenensis CBS 421, 369 nucleotides. Its product is annotated as SRP1/TIP1 family protein. Gene Ontology annotation, molecular function: structural constituent of cell wall. The transcript has a single exon. Gene Ontology annotation, cellular component: fungal-type cell wall; fungal-type vacuole. Lineage: Eukaryota; Fungi; Ascomycota; Saccharomycetes; Saccharomycetales; Saccharomycetaceae. The record is from RefSeq and is a predicted model, not a curated record. The coding region runs from base 1 to 369 and encodes 122 amino acids. Gene Ontology annotation, biological process: fungal-type cell wall organization.
AUGAACACCAAAGCUGCCGCCUUAUUAGCCACCCUUGCCAUUGUUGCUCCUUCCGUUGCUUCUGCUGCCCCAGCAUCCCCAAGUGCCGGUGAAGUUACUGAAUUGAAUGUCUUAUUAAACGAUGUCAAGUCUAACUUGAAUGAAUACAUUUCUCUAGCUUUCACCCCAGGCUCUGGUGUGUCCUUAUUCAACUUACCAGCCGGUGUGUUGGAUGUCGGUUUGGCCAUUGCCGGUGCUACUGACGAUUCCUACACUACUUUGUACUCCAAGGUUGAUUUUGCCGGUGUUGAUAAGAUGAUUACCAAGUUACCAUGGUACUCUUCCAGAAUUGAACCUGCCAUUGAAUCUGCUAUUUUAGGCUCUAACUAG